Molecule: messenger RNA, 1422 nt
Organism: Octopus sinensis (East Asian common octopus)
Lineage: Eukaryota; Metazoa; Mollusca; Cephalopoda; Octopoda; Octopodidae
Product: eukaryotic translation initiation factor 4E
Exons: 7
Coding region: 127-786 (219 amino acids)
Biological process (GO): translational initiation
Cellular component (GO): eukaryotic translation initiation factor 4F complex; cytoplasm
Molecular function (GO): translation initiation factor activity; RNA 7-methylguanosine cap binding
Source: RefSeq, a predicted model, not a curated record
UGCGGGUUGAUAUGUGAUAUUAAAUUGAGAUAUUCGGAUAUUUCCGUUAAAAGACGCCACAAUUGCCUCGUUCUCGUGCAACGCCGGCUACCACGUGACAGUGAAGAGAUUAUCUUUACAACUAUCAUGGCUUCCGAGCAAGUUGAAGAGCGAGAGGAAAACCGGCAGAGUCCAGACCCUGAGUCAGGUGAAGAGAAUUCUGAAUCAUGUGACACUGUUUCUCCUGAUGCCCUUAUCAAGCACCCAUUGCAAUUCAAAUGGGCUUUAUGGUUUUACAAAAAUGAUAAAACUAAAAAUUGGGUUUCCAACUUGAAAUUAGUGACAACAUUUGAUACUGUCGAAGACUUCUGGUCGUUAUAUAACCAUGUUCAGAGAGCUAGCAAGAUCCCAUAUGGCUGUGAUUAUUCUAUGUUCAAGGAUGGUAUCCAGCCAAUGUGGGAAGAUGAGCAGAACCAACGAGGUGGUAGAUGGGUUAUUAAUCUUAACAGGCAACAGAGACCUUCAGAAUUGGAUCAUUUAUGGCAGGAAACGUUACUGUGUCUGAUUGGUGAGGCUUUUGAUGAAAUGAGCUACAUUGUAUGUGGGGCUGUUGUUAGUGUCCGUGCCAAAGGUAACAAAUUGGGGCUGUGGACAAGAGAUGCAGGCAAUGGUGAUGCAAAUAUUAAAAUUGGACAGAAAUUGAAAGAGAGACUUCAUAUACCACAAAAAAUUUCUAUAGGAUACCAGGUGCAUGAAGACACAUCGAAAAAAUCUGGAUCUACAGCUCGUGACCGUUACACUUUAUAGAAAACCAUUGGUGUGUCACAAGUUCUGGUGGCCAGGAUUGGGACACACAGCCCUACACACACACAUACACACAUUCACGCCAGUCUUGCAACACUGGUGUUGCUUGGUGUGAAAUGAAUUCUUUGACACAAGAAAAUGAAGGGAGUUUUCUUCCCUUUACCUGAUCCCACUCCCAAUUCAAAAAUACAAAACAAAAAACACUUUUUUUUAAGGAAAAGUUAUUGGCUUUAAACUAUGAAAGGUUUGAUGAAUGAAAGUUGAUGUCAGAUCUGAUUUUGCAGUGUAAGAAGAAAGCUACUUGAUUCAGCAUACAUACACUUCAACCUACAAGAAAUACUGUUAAACAUUCGCCAUUGUUGGCCUGAAAAGGAUUUAAUGCCUGCUUUCUUUGAUAAUAAAUGGAAGCAAAAAAACUAUUUUGUUGACUCUUAUUCCAUUUUUGAUACUGCAUGCUCCUUUCUAUAAAACAAAUGUAAUUUGAUCCAUGCAUAGCUUUCCUUUAGCAAUUAUCUGGAGAGAUGAUAUAACGAAGGCUGCUGGUGUCUUGUAUUUUUUGCUUUUUUUUUUUUUUUUUGGUUGUAAUUUUUUCAGUUUGAAAAAAAAAAUGUAAUUGCUCACAAUUGACUUAACCCAUAA